GAGGAAUUUGGGCAGAUCCGAGCGCGCCAGCCGCCUCGCACAUCUGGAAAUGGUUUCAGGGCCCGCCCCCGGCGGCCAGCGCCACGCCCGAUUCCCAGCUGCUUCCCGCGGCGCUGGAGGAAAACCCAGCCGCCCCAACGUCAACGCUAGCAAAGAGGGGCGGAGGUGGGGGAGGAAUAUUCUUUCGGACACGUAAUAUUGGCCCUGGGGCUCUCCAGCCCUUUGGGACUUCCAAUGGGAUCUUAGAAAACAGCCGAAGCAGCGGGAGGGCCGCAGCCCAGGGCCAGCCAGGAUUUUGAACGCUCUGCCCUGCAGCUCUUCUGGACCCAGCAGCCCAAAGCCCUGCCCUGACCCUUCACCAGGUCACGGUUUUUAUCCACGUGAACACACAUGGCUCUGUUACGAAAAAUAAAUCAGGUGUUGCUUUUCCUUCUGAUUGUGACCCUCUGUGGGAUCCUGUAUAAGAAAGUUCAUAAGAGGACUGUGAUCAAGAAUGAGACAGAUGUUGAACCAGAGGCCCCUGAAGAACUGGAAGAGGAGAUUCCUGUGGUGAUUUGUGCCGCAGCGGGGAGAAUGGGCGCCGCCAUGGCUGCCAUCAACAGCAUCUACAGCAACACUGACGCCAACAUUUUGUUCUAUGUAGUCGGACUCCGGAACACUCUGUCUCGAAUACGAAAAUGGAUUGAACAUUCUAAACUGAGAGAAAUCAACUUUAAAGUGGUGGAAUUCAACCCUACCGUCCUCAAAGGGAAGAUCAGACCAGACUCUGCGAGGCCUGAAUUACUCCAGCCUCUGAACUUUGUUCGAUUUUAUCUCCCUCUGCUUAUCCACCAACAUGAGAAAGUCAUCUAUUUGGACGAUGAUGUCAUUGUACAAGGUGAUAUCCAAGAACUGUAUGACACCACCUUGGCCCUAGGCCACGCGGCUGCUUUUUCGGAUGACUGCGACUUGCCCUCCACGCAGGACAUACACAGGCUUGUGGGGCUGCAGAACACAUACAUGGGCUAUCUGGACUAUCGGAAAAAGACCAUAAAAGACCUUGGCAUCAGCCCCAGCACCUGCUCUUUCAAUCCUGGCGUGAUCGUUGCCAACAUGACGGAGUGGAAGCACCAGCGUAUCACCAAACAAUUGGAAAAGUGGAUGCAGAAAAAUGUGGAGGAAAACCUCUAUAGCAGCUCUCUGGGAGGAGGGGUGGCCACCUCCCCAAUGCUGAUUGUGUUUCAUGGGAAAUAUUCCACGAUCAACCCUCUGUGGCACAUAAGGCACCUAGGCUGGAAUCCUGAUGCCAGAUAUUCGGAGCAUUUUCUGCAGGAAGCUAAACUACUCCACUGGAAUGGAAGACAUAAACCUUGGGACUUCCCUAGUGUUCACAACGACUUAUGGGAAAGCUGGUUUGUUCCUGACCCUGCAGGGAUAUUUAAACUCAAUCACAACAGCUGAUAGAACUCAACACUUAAAACAUUCCCUGUUUAAAAACGUGGAAUUAUUCCUCUGUAGCCAACAUUGUUCUUUAUGAACAAUAAUACCUUUGAGCUACAAUUUACAAAACAAAAAAAAACCUACUGUGUGCAAACUGUCCCUUGGACCAUGUAGGCAUUUAUCUUUGAGUACAAGUGGUACCCUAGUUAUGGAAAUCAAGGUUAGGUGACAGAAAGACACUGUUGGAAAGAAUUAAACCUAUCUUGUCAGCAAUCUGCUUAAUACUAAAAUGACAGUUUAUAUAUAAAUUUUAAAACUUUCUAAACGUAUUGUUCAUAAGCAGUUUUUUAAAACAGGUUGCCAAGACUGUCUUUGGUAGAACUGUUACAUUUAAAAUAUGGACGUCUGUAAAAUAAAAACUCAGAUUUUU
This is a messenger RNA of Otolemur garnettii (small-eared galago), 1849 nucleotides long. RefSeq names its product glycosyltransferase 8 domain containing 2 (gene GLT8D2). The transcript has 10 exons. Gene Ontology annotation, cellular component: Golgi apparatus. NCBI's taxonomy places the organism in Eukaryota, Metazoa, Chordata, Mammalia, Primates, Galagidae. Gene Ontology annotation, molecular function: glycosyltransferase activity. Bases 391 to 1440 code for a protein of 349 amino acids. The record is from RefSeq and is a predicted model, not a curated record.